CAAUCCCAGUACAUGUUUACAAGAUAACAUUUUGUUUCCAAUACAUGUUUAUGCCACGUAUAAUUUUAUCAAAAUCUAUAUUAGAACAAGAAUGUGGAUAGGAUGUAGAAGUUGAAAAAACAACUUUAGGAAAUUGUUAAAAUCCACUUUGGAAAGAAAAGAACGGAUAUAUAGAUAGGUAAAUGAGCAUAUCAUCGUUUAAUGUUAUUUUUUGUCAGAGAUAGCUAUUUAGAGAUAUAAUCAUAUGAAGGAAAAAUGUUUUUUAACUUUCAUUUUGCGUCAACAAUAUUGCCUUCGUUUUACAUAUAUUCAUAGACAAUGGGAUCUGAAAUGGAUAAUUGCGGUCCAUGUCAGUUUAGAAAUGAGGACAAAAAGGCAACUAAAUACUGUUUGACAUGUGAGGAGUCACAAUGCAGUACAUGUGCUGAUAUUCAUGCAAGUAGUAAAGCUACCAGAAAACACCUUUUAUUAGCAAUUACCGACUUAAAGACAGUGUCAAAGACUACUGAAGACUUGGAAAAGUUUCAAAACUGCAAUGACCAUACUGAAAAAAAACUUGAGUUUUUUUGCUUAGACCAUGAGCAUUAUUUGUGUAGUAUUUGCUUACUUAACAUACGUGAGCUUAAAUGUAAAACAAUUGUUGAUAUUGAAAUUGCCGGCGAGCAACUGCUUACAACAAAAUUCAACGAGAGAAUGUCAAAAGAUUUAGAGAAUAUAGGAAAGCAUUGUAGGGACCAAGAAAACGAAAUUGCUAGAAUGAUAGAAAAAAGUCUCUUGAACAAGCAAGAAAUUCAAAAAUAUAUGACUGACCUUAAAUAUAAAGUGAUUAAUCAAUUAGAAAAGUGCGAGAAAGACAUACUAGAUAAAGUUAAUACAACUGAAGAGAAACGAAAUUCAGAGCUGAAAAGUCAACAAAAUGUACUUAAGGAAACACGCCAAACGGCUUCAGAAAAUAAAGAUAUCCUGCAAAAGAUUGUAAGUAAUUAUACAAGUGCUGAUAUCUUCCGAUGCUCGUUUUCAUUAGUGGAACAGACGGAAAAGCUACCUCUCUACAAAUUACCCAUGACUACAGAAAUGUGUUGUUACUCGGUUGAUCUAUCUCCUAUUAUGCACUCGUCCACAAAGUCCACCGAUAAUCAUCUUCUGAUGCAAUGUAAGACAACAACCACCUUAAACACGUUACAGAUAUGUUUGAGUGUUACAGCAGACAAAGAAAGAUUUCUUCAGACAACGAAACAAAUUGCUUUAACAGAAGAUAGAAAAUUAUCGUUUGAUUAUGGGUGCUCUAGUGUUGGUGCAGAUGUAAACUGCUCUUGUUCAAGUUCAAAAAGCAUAUCAGAAAAUGAUAGUAUGGUACAAACAAAGGCAGGUGCAAAUAACAUAGUUGAAGACAAUGCUUCAUUAAAUGAGGCUUUGAAUGACGAAAAACAUCCUUUCUUCGUUCGUAUUUCAGAUAAUGUUCUUACAAUACCUGAUGGUAAACAACCGGAGAUAACAGAUAUCGUCACAUUAACAGAUGGUUGCAUUGUCUUAUCUGACAGUAAAUG
Molecule: messenger RNA, 1547 nt
Organism: Ruditapes philippinarum (Manila clam)
Lineage: Eukaryota; Metazoa; Mollusca; Bivalvia; Venerida; Veneridae
Product: E3 ubiquitin-protein ligase TRIM33-like
Exons: 1
Molecular function (GO): zinc ion binding
Source: RefSeq, a predicted model, not a curated record